GACCUUCAAUUGCCUAAACCUUUAAAUAAGCUACAGUCCUUUUAAAUAAGCUACACACACUGAUUUAACUGAUAACAGACAUGGAUGACGAUUGCCAAAUUGAGGAAACAACAGUUGUAGUUGAAUUGAAUGGGUUAACAGAUACAGAAUUUUUGAAAAAAGAUAACGUACAAUGUAAAGUGCUUGGUAUAAAUACAGAAAAACCAUUACUGCAACUUGGUACAAAUAUAUUUAGUGGAGAAUAUAAAGAUAGUGUGGGUACAUAUUUAUUGUUGAAUAAAAAAUCAGAACAAGAUGCUGGUGUAAGUGAUGUUGAAUAUCAUAGUAAAACAACAAAAACUCUAGUCAUGCAUCGAACAUUUCUAAAUGAAAAGACAGGUGAUAUUGCACCACAUUUUUGGUUAAUGAGUUUUACAUUGUUGUGGAUCCCAAACACAGGACUAGAAAGUUGGGGUCAACAGCUAAACCGACAAUAG
This is a messenger RNA of Lottia gigantea (owl limpet), 476 nucleotides long. RefSeq lists its product as hypothetical. Bases 81 to 476 code for a protein of 131 amino acids. The record is from RefSeq and is a predicted model, not a curated record. NCBI's taxonomy places the organism in Eukaryota, Metazoa, Mollusca, Gastropoda, Lottiidae. The transcript is spliced from 5 exons. Gene Ontology annotation, biological process: transcription by RNA polymerase III. Gene Ontology annotation, cellular component: transcription factor TFIIIC complex.